UUUUUCUUUUUAGGGGUGUGCUUGGCUCAGCAUGAGAGUAGCUUUAACACCCGAGCUACAAACUUCAACUCUAAAAGACGAGGCACCGACUAUGGGAUAUUUCAGAUCAAUAGCCGAUACUGGUGCAAUGAUGGCAGAACCCCCAGAGCAGUGAAUGGCUGUCGGAUAUCUUGCAAUGUUUUGCUCCAGGAUGACAUCACUGAAGCCAUCAAAUGUGCAAAGAGGGUUGUGAGGGAUCCACAAGGCAUUAGAGCUUGGAGGGCAUGGGAAGACCGCUGUGAAAACCGAGAUCUCAGGCAGUAUCUUAGGAACUGUGGAGUCUAACUGCUGUGCACCACCACUUCAGCUCAUCUGUCUCUUCCUCGCUCUAGAAGUAGUCAUGGGAAAGGUGACGCUUCCUGUGUUUCCCCUUCAAACAAGCAGGCUUUCAACAGAAACAUCAGCAAAAUAGAGACUGUUUCCCAUGAGGCUUAAUGCUGACUAACGUAUUCACUCUUUUACGCAAAGCCUCUAUUUUUCAGUAAGUCAAUGCCUCAGAUGCUGGUGACAGUAAUCUAACACCUGGAUCGUCACACACAUCUGUAUACAUCAGUUCUUCACUAUAAAGUCAUUCACAUUACGUUUCAUCAGAAUUAAUCUUCAUUCAUCUCCCCCCUGGUGGAUACACACACAAGAAAUAUUUCAGGCAGCAGUUGAUCUUGGUAAAAUGGCAGCUGUGUGAGCUUCCAGGCCUUGUGUAUGGGCUCAGCAUCCUGUCAGUUAGAACUUCUACUGUAUGGGUCAAGGUUGGUUUUUUUAAGGGAGUAGAAUUCUGACUGGGUAGAAAUCAGACUCCUCAACUGGGAAACUUACUGUAAUGAAAUAUAUGACCUUUCAAAACAUUUUUCUUAGAUUUGGCCCAUUUAUACUAUUUAAAAAGUAAAUUCUUUACUCAUGUGUCAGUCUGUUUAAACCCUGGAGGGAAUGAUCCCAUGCCUUUUGUUGAUCAUGACACAUUAAGAAAAGAUUACCAAAUAUCAACUAACUCUGAGUCAGGUAAGCUUGUAUCAGCAAAUCUCAGCACAUUGUAAAAAAAAACUACAACACCAUUAAAUGAUUUCAGUGCACAA
Molecule: messenger RNA, 1109 nt
Organism: Myodes glareolus (Bank vole)
Lineage: Eukaryota; Metazoa; Chordata; Mammalia; Rodentia; Cricetidae
Source: RefSeq, a predicted model, not a curated record